Molecule: messenger RNA, 477 nt
Organism: Dictyostelium discoideum AX4
Lineage: Eukaryota; Evosea; Eumycetozoa; Dictyosteliales; Dictyosteliaceae
Exons: 2
Coding region: 1-477 (158 amino acids)
Source: RefSeq, a predicted model, not a curated record
AUGAGUUACAACAAUGUAAUUAAUCCGAUGUAUCUCAUCCAUGGUACUGCUGAUGUUCAAUUAGAUUAUCUAAGAUCAAUUUUAGAUAAUAAUAUCCUUGCUUUGUUAAAGAUGGUUAUACCAGACUGGUUACAAACUGAUGUUGCAAUCAAGCUCAACCCUCAAACCGAUAUCACCGAGUGUCGUGAAGCUAUCACCGAGUUGGUUCUUUUCAAUACUGAUAAGUUUUCUAGAAGAAGAUCUUCCGAUUCGGCAUCGAAUACUGAUGAGAAGUUUCCAAUGAAAAAUAAUCAUGCUGUUCCAAAUCAUAACUCUCAAAGCAGGAAUCACUUAGAGCUGAAAUAUAACCAAAGAAACAGUUACAUUGUUUAUCGUCAUAGCAAAGGCUAUUGUCUCAAUUGUAGUCGUUCAAAUUACUCUACAUCUUUAUGUAAUGCCGAUACUGUCAAGGUCAAAGUCAAUCCAUCAAGUCCAUAA